AUGAAACAUACUGUUUCUCUCGUUUAUGUUACGGCCUUCCUGUUUCUCUUCGGGGAAAGCAUUCAACCCGCUCCACGCAUUGCGAUCUACGAGUCCAUCAUUUGCGACCGUCACUAUGCCGACACAGCGCAAAAUGGUCCUUACGACUGCAAGAUCGCACCUGUGCAACAAGAACUCGCCUUCCUAGGGGGCAUUGAGCGCCUUUCCAUUAUUAUCCCUUCCUUACUUGCAAUUCCCUUCGCUGCUCUGGCAGAUCGCUGCGGCCAUUCUUUCAUACUCUCACUUGCUGUGUUUGGCAUAUUUCUAGAGGACGGCUGGCCAUUCAUAGUGUGCUGGUUUCCUGACGUGUUUCCUAUCAGACUGAUUUGGUUGCAUUUCUUUUUCUGUUUCCUUGGCGGGGGUUUCACUGUUGUUGUCACGUUACUGCAUGUCAUCAUUGCAGAUGUUGUCAACCCAGAGGAGCGAACAAAGAUGUUCUUCCGAGUACGGGCUGCAGGCGUCGGGGCAAGUAUUCUAGGCUAUGCAGCCAGUGGUAUGGCAAUGAAGGUUAACCAGUGGUUGCCGUGGGCGCUGGGCCUGGGAAGUCUUUGUAUUGCUACUGUCACAGCAAGAAUGAUUCCGUCCACAUCGGCGUCAAACCACCAAUCGGCGCCGGGUCACAGCGUUAUCGCCGGAGAUUGGAGAUUACGUGUCAGGUCUUUCUGUAGGAAACUGAGGCAUACUACUGCGAUGCUCAUUGGAAACAAGCAAGUAGCCACUAUGUUGGUGUUGGUCCUCUUGUGCCAGCUAGGAUUCGACUCUGUACCUUUGAUGUUGGCCAUAUAUGUUUCAAAACGUUAUGAGUGGACCUUCGCAGAUGCUAGUUUCCUCAACUCGCUCGAAAUGAGUGUUGAACUACUUACACUCGUCUUACUCCUGCCGCUUCUCACAUCGCACUUGCCUUAUAAGCUUCGUAGUCUCUGCUCUUUCGACAAAGAUAAGUAUCUUACUCAAGGAAGCCUUGCUGCACUUGCGGUCGGGACACUCUGUCUUGGUUUCGCACCUGUUGUAUUUGUUGCAAUCCUCGGUAAGUGCGCUACUUGUGCUGAAGUUACGAGGCAUAGACCCUAA
This is a messenger RNA of Dothidotthia symphoricarpi CBS 119687, 1110 nucleotides long. RefSeq lists its product as uncharacterized. NCBI's taxonomy places the organism in Eukaryota, Fungi, Ascomycota, Dothideomycetes, Pleosporales, Dothidotthiaceae. The transcript is spliced from 2 exons. Gene Ontology annotation, biological process: transmembrane transport. Bases 1 to 1110 code for a protein of 369 amino acids. Gene Ontology annotation, cellular component: membrane. Gene Ontology annotation, molecular function: transmembrane transporter activity. The record is from RefSeq and is a predicted model, not a curated record.